Molecule: messenger RNA, 799 nt
Organism: Bactrocera tryoni
Lineage: Eukaryota; Metazoa; Arthropoda; Insecta; Diptera; Tephritidae
Product: mitochondrial fission process protein 1
Exons: 4
Coding region: 176-619 (147 amino acids)
Biological process (GO): mitochondrial fission
Cellular component (GO): mitochondrion
Source: RefSeq, a predicted model, not a curated record
UGUAUUUUGCAAACGCAAAGCAUCAUCAUGGCUUGUGAUAAAUGAAAAUCAAACGUGAAGAGAAAAUGUGCCAAUAUAAAUAACAUGAGAUAAGCACGAUAUAAUAAAAUUGAUGCUGCGGUGACAAGUGGUGCUAAUUAGCUUACACAUAGCCGCCUCUUCUUAUUUGGUAAAAAUGAGCAAAGAAUACGACGUGUAUAGGGAUAGCAAAUUGCGGUACUUAGGAUACUCCAACGAGGUAGGAGAAGCAUUCCGCCCACUCAUACAUCGCAAUUUGGUGCGUGCAUCCUAUUUACUGGCCACGGCUUAUGUAUGUGCUGAUGCUGUUGAUAAAUCAGUCAGGGAACAUCAACGCGGAAGCAGCACCAAACAAAUAGCCGUUGUUACUGGUGAUGUAUUCACAUGGCAAAUGGUCGCCUCUGUCAUCAUUCCCGGCAUCACAAUAAAUAGAAUAACUUGGCUGACUGGCUAUUUGAUUCGUAAAGCGGAAGUUAAAAAAGCUUUUGGAAAGAUAUUACCCACCGCAGUUGGUUUGUGUUCAAUUCCAUUAAUAAUCGGUCCCAUAGAUAGAUUUACCGAUCAUCUAAUGGAUGAUACAUACCGAAAAUGGUUAAGCUAAAAAGUACUGUUUUAGCAUUUAAGCUUUAAAUGUUGUUUACUGCAUAGGUGCAAUAUAUUUACAUCCUUUUUAGUAUUUCGUAAUGAAAACUCUAUUUUCUAUUUUAAAAUGUUAUUAAACAAAUGUUGCAAUAUUGUAGUAAGAUGUUAGUAUGAAUAAAUACCUAUACAACUCCUCAAA